Trichomycterus rosablanca is the source of this 839-nucleotide messenger RNA. It is a transcript of the gene s100a10b, whose product is annotated as S100 calcium binding protein A10b. Gene Ontology annotation, cellular component: cytoplasm. The record is from RefSeq and is a predicted model, not a curated record. The transcript is spliced from 6 exons. NCBI's taxonomy places the organism in Eukaryota, Metazoa, Chordata, Actinopteri, Siluriformes, Trichomycteridae. Gene Ontology annotation, molecular function: calcium-dependent protein binding; calcium ion binding.
ACAUUCCGGGCGGUGGCUCUCUAUAAAACCAUUUGUGCUGGCUUGUUCAGUUUUCCUACGCCACCCAGCCCACUCUUCUUAUAAAGUUCAGCUCCGUGCAUCAAAAGUGAGUCACCAUGCCAUCUGACUUGGAAAAAGCUAUGGAAACACUCAUUGUGGUGUUCCACACUUAUGCAAAAAGAGAAGGCAACAGCACUACACUGAGCCGAGGAGAGCUUAAGACUCUUAUGGAGGCAGAGUUGUCCAGCUUUCUUAAGUCCCAGAAGGAUCCUGCUACAGUGGACAAAAUCAUGAAGGAUCUAGACACCAACAGAGAUGGAGAAGUAAGCUUUGAGGAGUUUGUGUCCCUCGUGGUCGGCCUGUCCAUCGCUUGCGAACAGUGUUACCAGACGCAUCUGAAAGCAGGAAAGAAGCCAGUUUUAAACUGGUUUAUGUGAGUCACCAUGCCAUCUGACUUGGAAAGAGCCAUGGAAACGCUGAUCACGGUGUUCCACCGUUAUGCAGGAAAAGAGGGGAGCAGCAGCACGCUGAGUCGCAGAGAGCUCAGGAUGCUUAUGGAGACAGAGUUGUCCAGCUUUCUUAAGUCCCAGAAAGACCCUGCUACAGUAGACAAAAUCAUGAAGGAUCUAGACACCAAUGGAGACGGAGAAGUAAGCUUUGAGGAGUUUGUGUCCCUCGUGGUCGGCCUGUCCAUCGCUUGCGAACAGUGUUUCCAGAUGCAUCUGAAAGCAGCAAAGAAGUAAAAGCAGGAAGGAAAGAAAUGAGGGAACAAGAAAGAAAAUAUUUUCGACUGAGUAAUUUUAUAAAUUACUUUUAAUAAACGCAACUGAAAACCACAA